AAAAAAAAGAAAAAAAGAAAAAGAAAAAUGGAAUUAAAUAUCAAGAUAUUAUUUGUAUUUACAUUAAUGUUAUUUUUAGCACGACUUGGAGCGGCUCAGGCACCAGCAGCUCAGCCAACAGCACCAACAGGUCAGCCAGGAGUGUUUGAUGUUACCAAAUUUGGUGCAACACCUAAUGGAGAUAUUAGUAAGGCAAUAUUGGAUGCAUUUAAAGAGGCAUGUGCAUCAACAAGUCCAAGUAGAAUAAUAGUCCCAAAAGGGACAUUCCAAAUGAAACAAGUAAAAUUAGAAGGUCCAUGCAAGGCACCACUUGAGUUUCAACUACAAGGAACUUUACAAGCUUCUCCAGAUCCUAAAGCACUCCCUGAAGGUGAAUGGUUUACUGUUAAUUAUGUUAAUCAAUUCACAUUAUCUGGUACUGGCAUUUUUGAUGGACAAGGUAAAGCUGCAUGGGCUCAAAAUGAUUGUGCCAAAACAAAGUGUGCUCAUCUUCCCUAUAAUUUGAGCUUCAACUACCUUAACAGUUCAACAAUCCAAGACAUAACUUCAAAAGACAGCAAAAAUUUCCAUAUGAAUGUUAACGGUUGCAACAACUUCACAUUAAACCGAGUUACUAUCUCAGCCCCAAAGGAGAGCAUCAACACUGAUGGUAUUCACGUUGCUCGAUCGAAAAACGUGAACAUAACAGAUUGUGUAAUUGGAACAGGAGAUGAUUGUAUAUCUAUAGGUGAUGAAUUGGAACAACUUCAUAUUACUAAAGUUACUUGUGGACCUGGACAUGGUAUUAGUGUUGGAAGUCUUGGAAAAACUCCUGGUGAAAAGCCUGUAGUGGGAGUUUAUGUAAAAAAUUGCACAUUUAUCAAUACUGAUAAUGGUGUUAGAGUCAAGACAUGGCCAGCUUCACAUCAAGGUGUUGUUACUGAGUUGCAUUAUGAAGAUAUUAUUGUCCAAAAUGUUAGCAACCCUGUUGUUAUUGAUCAAGUUUAUUGCCCAUACAAUCAAUGCAACAAAGAUUUGCCAUCACUAGUGAAGAUAAGCAAAGUGAGCAUAAAAAAUGUAAAGGGUACAUCAAGUACACAAGAUGCAGUACUACUAUUAUGCAGUAAAGGAGUACCAUGUGAAGGAGUGGAAGUUGGAGACAUAGACAUUGCCUAUAAUGGAAAGGAAGGACCAGCAAAGACUAGUUGUGAGAAUGUCAAGCCUACUUUUGUAGGAAAGCAGAAUCCACCUGUCUGUGCUGGAGCUCAAACUGCUUGAGCUUUAUUAAUUAAUAUAUAUUCAAACUCAUAGAAGUAGUUACUAAUACUUACGUCAGGGUAGAUUAUUGACAUCACACCUCGUCGGAUGCGGCUCUUUUCCAAAUUAAACUCUUGAUUAUUAACACGGGAUGUUUUGUGCACCCUAGCUCCCAAGUUUUGUGCAUUCCUUAGUUAUUUCUAUUUUUUUUUGAAGAUGUUAGUAGUUGCUAGUUUACACUGGUCCUGCUCAAUCUAAUUUAGCUCUACAGCUUCUAAGUUUUGUGCUCCUUUUUUUAGGAAAAAAACAUGAGCACUUUAAGUGUAGAAAUAACACAUGAAUAAUAGUAGGGAAUCCUCUUGGAGAGAGAUUUUUAAACAUGA
Messenger RNA from Solanum pennellii, 1619 nucleotides. RefSeq names its product polygalacturonase-like. Gene Ontology annotation, biological process: carbohydrate metabolic process. Bases 28 to 1257 code for a protein of 409 amino acids. The record is from RefSeq and is a predicted model, not a curated record. Gene Ontology annotation, molecular function: polygalacturonase activity. Lineage: Eukaryota; Viridiplantae; Streptophyta; Magnoliopsida; Solanales; Solanaceae. The transcript has 4 exons.